Molecule: messenger RNA, 4790 nt
Organism: Acanthochromis polyacanthus (spiny chromis)
Lineage: Eukaryota; Metazoa; Chordata; Actinopteri; Pomacentridae
Product: kinesin-like protein KIF27
Exons: 15
Coding region: 285-4175 (1296 amino acids)
Biological process (GO): mitotic spindle organization; microtubule-based movement
Molecular function (GO): microtubule binding; microtubule motor activity; ATP binding
Source: RefSeq, a predicted model, not a curated record
UUUCGUCGAGUGCAGCAGCGGUUUCCCGGGCAACCGGGAAGCGACAACAAACGAAAUGGGACGAAGUUAACAAAAAGAACACGACAAAUGACAAGGACGGUAGAUAAACACACACAGCCGACAUUAUACGGUCAGUUUAAUGCAUGUUAGGUUAUUGGGUCGUGGUAAUUCCGGAAGUGGAAACUUUCAGACUCUAAAUUAAGAGUUUUCGCCGCAACUCAUCUUGGGACAUCAGGAAAGCAAAAUUAACCUCCAUUACUAGUACAUCUGUGUAAUUUAUCGGUAUGAGCGAGGAGUGUGUCCGGGUUGCGGUCCGUAUUCGGCCGUUGCUCCCUAAAGAAGUCCUUCACCACCACCAGGUGUGUGUACGAGUGGUUCCGAGCUCUGCACAGGUGAUGCUCGGCUCGGACCGACUCUUCUGCUUUGACCACGCGUUCGGACCGACAGCCAGCCAGGAUCAGGUGUACGAGUCCUGCGUCCAGCCGCUGGUGGAGUCGCUGAUGGACGGAUACAAUGCUACCGUGUUUUGCUACGGACAGACAGGGUCGGGCAAGACGUACACACUCGGAGGAGGGAAUCAAGAUGAAGAGGGAGGAAUUAUCGACCGUGUGGCCCAAGAUGUGUUCUUGCUUCUGGGGAAGAAGACAGGGGACAGUGAUGGUGUGGAGGCCACAGUGCGCGCCUCAUAUAUGGAGCUGUACAAAGAAGAUCUGCGAGACCUGUUGGAGCCCCACACCAUUCACAAAGAACUUCAUAUCAGAGACGAUGAGAGGGGAAACACAGUGGUGGUUGGAGCCAAAGAGGUGGUCGUCACCUCAGCAGAGGAGCUGCUCAGUGUAAUAGAGAUGGGAAAUGCCCUGCGCCAAACCGGCACCACAGGAAUGAAUGAGCACUCCAGUCGCUCUCAUGCCAUCCUCACCAUUCAGUUCAUCAUGUGUAGCCAGAGCAACAGCUCCUCCUUAAAGUCUGUCCGCCUCUCCAAACUCUGUCUGGUUGACCUGGCAGGCUCAGAACGAGCUGGUAAGACUGGAAACACUGGGACACGACUCAAAGAGUCUUCUCAUAUCAAUACAGGCCUGCUUGCUCUGGGCAACGUUAUCCGUGCCCUCUCUGACCACAGUCGAAAUCGGCGUGGUGGCAGCUGUAGCAGUGCACAUAUACCAUACCGUGCUGCCAAGAUCACACGCCUCCUUCGUGAUUCAUUAGGAGGCACCACCCACUCACUGAUGGUGGCAUGUGUAAGCCCCUCCCACCACUUUGUAGCUGAGACUCUGAGUGUCCUGCAGUUUGCAUCCAAAGCUCGUCACAUUCGUAACAGUCCAGGAGCAACAUCUGCUCAAACAGAGGUUAAGUCAUGUCCUGCAACCUGGCACCCUAGUGAGGCUCGACAUGGGGAGCUGGAAUACGAAGUACAGACACUGAGAGAGUUGCUAAAAGAGAAGGAGAGAGAGAUUGAGAUGGAAAAAGAACAGACAUGGGGAAAAGGUGAAGAGGGGGACAGCUUCAAACAGUCCAGUCAGAUCAGGGUAUGUGAACCAGAUAAGAAGGUGAACCAAGAGGAGCUGUCACAGUAUCGCGUCUUGGCAGAGGAAGCUGAAGCUUUGCUUGCAGAAAUCUGUGGCCCUUCUUUAAGUCUUUCUUGCAAGCAGCGUGUGCAAAAAUGGCAGGAGAGACUGUCAGCUGUCAAGCACUCACAUCAAACUGGUGAUAGGAACUCUUCAAAGAGGGAUGGAGACCAACCUGACCAUGUUGCCAUGUUAAAACUCAGAGAAGAACUCAGCAAAUGCCAGAAAGCCCUCCGCAUAGAAGAGCAGUUAUUGGAGCAGAAUGAUGCAGAACUGAGACGGGUACAGACAGAAGUUGAGAAACUUCUUCAAGAGAGAAAUUCCCACCUCAUAGCCUCAGAGGAACAAAAGGAGCAAACUCGUAUACUGACGGAGCAACUGGUGAACCAACAGAUUCUGAUUGAUCGCCUUCGCAGCGACCUGAUGACCUUUCAGGGGACAACCUCAGAGGCAACAGUGGAAGCAAGGACUUCUGGGAGACCCCACAGUGUUCCUCUGAUCAGACACAGCUGUGUGCGCAGACCCCCCAGGAAGAUUCACUCCAGUCCACCAGCCUAUUCACUAGAAAGAGUGAUGGCAGCAUUUAAGAUGCGGGGUCAUCUCCUGCUGGCUGAGAUUGAAGAAAAGGAUGAAGUGUACUGUCCGUUCAUCGAACAACAUGCGGAGAGCAAAGACGUGGGUCUAGAGAAGGAGGACGAGAAUGGAUUUUUUAUGGACAGAAUGGGGUUUAGACGUUCUUUAAAUCGAACAUGGACCAGCCGACACAAGAAAUCAGCUCUGAAAGAGAAAAACAUUGAACUGGAUCCAACAUGUGACAGAAACCCAGCAGUGCAACAGCAUCCCCCAGCCUCAGGCACCAAGGAAAACCAGCUCAAGCAAAGCCACAUCAGGAAGGCGAGAGUAAGAGCCAGUGUCACCGAGAGAAGAAUCCGAGAUCUGUCAGUCAACAUGCGAAUGAAGGAGGAGCUCAUCAAAGAGCUCAACAAAACUGAGAAGGAAACUCAAGCAGUGGACAGACGUGUCAGGCACAGCGGUGGUGAUGGCAGACAGCCCAGUGUGUUGGCAAGACUUUCCAUGCAGAGCCAGCAGGUCCGAGCAGAGAUGUACCACAGCCUGCAGCACAUGAGACUGCAGAGAGCACAGCUUCAGAGCAGCCUCAAGCAGCAGAGACAGAUCAGCGAGAAGAACAAAGAACUCCACCAAACUGGGGAGCAAAGUGCAGAAGAUUCAACUCCGUGUCAUAGUAGCUGGCUGGAACAGGAAGAGGAACAGGUUAUUCAGAAGAGAGCAGAGCUACAGGAGCUGGAGGAGGAGCUGAGGAGGAGAGAGGAGGUGCUGCUGCAGAGGGAGGCCUGUCUGCAACAGAAAAGCAAACUAGAGAUCAAGAUGCUACGCUCCAGCCAGGCUCUGAAUCAGGACCUGCUGCAUGUGUCAAUGCAGUUAGAGUCUGUGGAGGAGCAGCUGCAAAGGAAGGCUGGAGGAGUUACUGUAGAGGAACUGCAGAAAGAGAGAGACAUGCUUAAAAAAAGAAGAGAAGCUCUGGAUGCCCAGCUGAAGGACAACAGAGUGCUCACUGAGGAGGAGGAGCAUUCCCUUCUCCAACUGGAGGAAGCUAUUGAAGCUCUGGAUGCAGCUCUAGAGUUUAAAAACCACUCCAUCCAGGACAAACAGCAGAAGUUGUUAGUCUCUGAGUUCUCUUUGAAUCAGUCACAAAGCACUGAACCCGCCCAACUCGGUGAUAUCUUCAGGAAGCUGAAGGGGCUCUCACUGUGUGAGGCCUCAGACCUACUCGUCAAAUAUUUUAACAAGGUUAUUUGCCUUCGAGAGACAGAGCACCAUUUACGUUUGCGCUGCAAAGAGCUGGAGCUUCAGGCUGGUGAGCAAGAGAUGGUGUUGAGGGAAAUGGAGGCAGCCAUGCAGCAUCUGGCCCUGAAUGCAGACCGAAGGCUCACCCAGCAACACCAAGAUCACCAAAGCAACAUUCAGCUACUACUACAGAAACUUAAAGAGGGUGUUUCAACAGAGGAACAGAAGGCUAUACAAGACCGACUGCAGCAUCUGGAGAAAGAGCUGUUUUUCUACAAAAGCACGAGUCGCCAGCUCAAAAAGAAAGUUAAGGAACUGCUCGGUGAAGCCCUGCAGCCUGACGAUCAUCGCUCACACAUGCAGGAGCACAAACAAGUACACCAUAGUGAACCCCAGUUUCAUCCUGAGGAGGUACAGAUGAGUACACAUAUUGCCCCGACAUACACUAAAAUACAUGCUGACCAAACAGACAAAAAGACACACAGUGAUUCUCAUACAAACAGAAAUUCACACCAUAUCCAGCGUCCAUCUUCAUCCUCUGGUUACCAAGCUCUCAAAAAGACAAAAAUGAUAGAAUCUAACCAGAUGCACACACAGUCCCAGAUGAGGAGUGUAAGCGGUCAGUCUGGUGGAAGUUUAAAGAUGAUUCCAGUCCGUAUGUCUCCCAGGGAGGUGAGACAGAUCUGUGCAGCUGACCUGCACAUCUCUGGUUCUGCCACAAGGAGGCGACAGUCCGCUGUGGAUAACAGCACAGAGUCAAUAUUAGAGGACUCCAUUGAAGUGUCCAGGAACACUGACAGAUAAUGUUGCAUCACUUGUGGAUCUGUUCUGUGGCUUUACAUAGACGAUAGUACUUACUUUUUCUCCUUGUCUUAUUUCUGAAUCUUCAAGCUCUUGUCCUAGAAAAAGACAUAAAACAAAUUUCAAAACCUAUAUUCACAAUGCCAUAAAUCAUCCUGAUAUAAAUACAUUGUAUGCAUUACUUAGAACCUUAUGUACAAUUUGUGAGAAUGGGGUAUUUGAUGCAAGGAGCAGCACUUUUCUGAUAAUAAUAAUACAGUAGAUCACCUUGUGUCAGCACCAUUUAUGUCCAAUAAAUAGAUUCACCCCCUUUUACAAACACUAUAGGGUCAGAAUAUAUAAGUUAUAGAAGGAGUGUUCAUAAUCCUGUUGUUAAAUGUAUUCAAAAAGUGCUUUGUCUUUUGUCCUUCGUUUUCAGCACUGUUAAGCACUUAAAUUGACCACUAAAUCUAGAAUAGUUUUCUGCAUGAUGACAAUAACAUAAAGCUUGGUUAUUUUCUAUGCAUUGAGAUUUUGAUACAACCUUUGUGUGCACUUUAGACUGGUGGUUUUAUGUUGAUUGCAGUGUAAAUCGUUUUUUAUAUGUGGUUCCUAAUAAAAUCUAAAUGUAUUAAAGUA